AUGGCAGCUAAAUUUGAGAUGAGUGAUCUCGGAAGGUUAACUUAUUACCUUGGAAUUGAGGUCAAUCAGUACGAGGGUGGUAUCAUGUUGAAGCAAGAGAGGUAUGCAGAACGAAUACUAGAAGAAGCAGGUAUGAGGAAAUGUAAUGUGGUUUUUACACCAAUGGAGUCAGGUCUGAAGAUGUCGAAAGCACAAGAAGAAGCUGGAAUCGAAGAAAGAGUGUAUCGGAGAAACAUUGGUUGUCUUCGGUAUCUAUUACACACAAGACCUGACCUCUCAUUCUGUGUUGGAGUCCUAAGUAGGUAUAUGCAUGAGUCUAAAACAUCUCAUGGAGCUGCUCUCAAGCAGAUACUCAGAUACUUGCGAGGAACAACCUCUUAUGGUCUCAACUAUACGCGUUCGAAGAAAACAGGGCUGGUUGGAUAUAGUGAGAUCAGUCGUUCACGACUUGAUGAAGCAGGGUUAGUUGACUAUAGCGAUAGUAGCCAUAAUGUUGAUGAAGAUGAUGGGAAAAGCACGACAGGACAUGUAUUUUAUCUAAACCAAUGUCCGAUUACAUGGUGUUCCCAGAAGCAAGAAACUGUGGCAAUGUCUUCUUGCAAAGCAGAGUUCAUGGCGGCGACUGAAGCAGCAAAGCAGGCUAUUUGGCUUCAAGAACUUCUUGGGGAGAUUACUGGACAAGAAAGUGAGAAAGUGGUAAUACAAAUAGACAAUAAAUCCACCAUAGCUCUCACAAAGAAUCCAGUCUUCCAUGGUAGAAUGGAGGUGGAGCAUGUACCAGGGAGCGAGCAAAAGGCUGAUAUACUCACGAAAGCGCUUGGAAGGAUUAAGUUCACUGAGAUGAGAAACCUUGUUGGAAUCAAGGACAUAUCAAAAGAGAAAAUCAAUCUUAAGGGAGAGAAUGUUAGCUUAAACUUGAAGGACAAGCAAAAUUAG
Molecule: messenger RNA, 936 nt
Organism: Camelina sativa (false flax)
Lineage: Eukaryota; Viridiplantae; Streptophyta; Magnoliopsida; Brassicales; Brassicaceae
Source: RefSeq, a predicted model, not a curated record